This is a messenger RNA of Diorhabda carinulata, 933 nucleotides long. RefSeq lists its product as uncharacterized. The coding region runs from base 1 to 933 and encodes 310 amino acids. The transcript is spliced from 4 exons. NCBI's taxonomy places the organism in Eukaryota, Metazoa, Arthropoda, Insecta, Coleoptera, Chrysomelidae. The record is from RefSeq and is a predicted model, not a curated record.
AUGUCCCAGGUGGUUACGUUAGUUCUAGCAGCCACUGGUAUUGUGAGAUGUGAGGAUAAGAAAGGAAAGAAAAGUGAAAAACGAGGUAUUUUUUCGAGUGAUUUCGGAAGUGGAUUUGGAGGUGGCCAUAGUGGAGGCUCUAAUCUAGACAUUGGCGGUGGAGGCUUCGGAGGUCACGGAGGUAGUUUUGGUGGAUACCAAGGAGGUAGCCUAGGAAGUGGAUUAGGAGGUGGACUAGGCGGUGGACUAGGUAGUGGAUUAGGUGUUGGACAAGGUGGUGGAUUUGGUGGUGGAAAUGGUGGAGCUACUGUUACCACGGUUAGCCGUACCGUCCCAGUGCCUGUCCCCCAGCCUUAUCCAGUUACAGUUAAUAGACCAGUUCCUGUACCAGUACCUCAGCGAGUAGAGGUUCCCGUUCCUAGACCAAUUCAAGUUUCAGUACCAGUUGCUCAACCAGUAGAAGUACCGCGACCAUAUCCAGUCGUCGUUAGACGUCCAGUUCCAGUAGCAGUUCCCACUCCAGUACGUGUACCAGUUCCCCAACCAGUUGGUGUACCAGUACCUCAACCAUAUCCUGUCACCGUACCACAACCCGUCCCAGUGAGAGUACCACAAACCGUUGUAGUUCCAGUUGCUCAGCCUAUUGUUGUUGGAGGUGAUGGUGGAAACAGUGGUAGUCUUAGCGGAGGAUUCGGUGGAAGUUUUGGAGGUGGAUUCGGCGGUGGACUUAGUGGUAGCCUAGGAGGUGGAUACGGGGGUGGUUCUAUUGGAGGUGACCAGUCUCUUGGUGGAUAUGGUAGCAGUUUAUCAUUGGGAAAAAAUUAUGGAACAGGAUCAUCAACAUCAUUUGGAAAUUCACUAUCCGGUUCAAUCGGAGGUCAUGGAGGAGCCACCAGCUAUUCUACCUUUUCACAUGGACACUCCAAAUAUUGA